Molecule: messenger RNA, 7592 nt
Organism: Thunnus maccoyii (southern bluefin tuna)
Lineage: Eukaryota; Metazoa; Chordata; Actinopteri; Scombriformes; Scombridae
Gene: rusc1
Product: RUN and SH3 domain containing 1
Exons: 12
Coding region: 202-5082 (1626 amino acids)
Cellular component (GO): cytoplasmic vesicle
Molecular function (GO): protein binding
Source: RefSeq, a predicted model, not a curated record
CUCACAUUCACGGACUGGGAUGCGAGAGAACCCGACGAGAUGGAGACCUUCAUCCAUCUUCACCUGAAUCUGACCGAUCUUGGGAGUCAAGCCAAGAUGUGACCGUCACGGCGCGUCAUAGUUUGGAUCUGUCCAGCCUUUACAACCCUUGUUUCUAUAGCAACAGAAAUAUCAGAGUAUCCUAAAAGUCCCAUACCCACAAUGCAGUCCUCAAACUGCUCCUCUCAGCCUCCAAAGGCUAGGCGUUUUGACGUCAACCGACGGAACAAUACCAUAGCUGGACCAAAGUCUCAUGGCCCUGGGUUUCAGAGGGAGGAUAAAAACAUGAACACAAUCACUACUUCCUCCCCACGCCGGGUUUCUAAAGGCCCCUCUGCUCCCUCCAGGACCAGAGUGGGAGUGCAGCCUCGAGCACCGGUAACCCAGUCCAGGUUUGGCUCACAAAAACAGGGUUCCACCAUCUCCAAAUCAACUAAACCCAAACCGAAGACUGCUCGUACAUCGGCAGCAACCCAAAUUGCACCUGAAGCCGCUCCUCCUGCGCUUCCCCCUGAUCUUCCUCUUGACCCCAACUGCAACGAGCCAAGCCUCCCGUGUUUGUGCUGCGAUGGCCGCUCACCACAGGACAACAACAGUAUGUUCAACCAUAACCACAACAACAACAAUACCAUCUCUCUCAGACAGCAAAUGCAGCUUCCUCCUCCUCCGGCCCCAUUACCCCAGAGGCAGGAUGGGACAGGGGCCAAGGAGCAGCCUCAGCCUCCUUCACAAGCACAGGCCCAGCUGGAUCCCUCUGCUCGCCCUGCUGCCAAUCUGGAAAAUGAAGGCAAGAAUGCAGAUGAAAACGCUGAUCUGGACAACAAGAAAAAUGUAAAAGUAGAGGAAGUGGAAGAUGAGGAAGAGAACAGCGGGGAUAUUGAUAUUGACGUUGAUGAUGAUGAAGGUGACAAUGAUGAUGAUGACGAUGAUGAUGACACCCUGGUCCCCUCAUGCUGUGACUGUCCCCCCUCCCUCCUGGAGUUCUCCCUCACCUCUUCUACUUCUUCAUCCUCCACCUCCAUCAGCUCCUGCUCUGACCUGGAGUCUGACUGUGCAGAUCAAUCCGCCUCCGUCUGCUCUUCCCACGACCAAGAUAAUCUUUCUGUCGCUCUGUCUCCCAAAGACCACUCUCUUCCUCAAGCCCCUGAAUGCCAGCCUCCUGCACGUUCACCCCCUUCCCUUCCUCUCAACCGUAAUCCCUUCUCACACUCCCCCAUUCCUCCUUGCUCCCCAGAUGAGGGCUACCCCUCUGCCCUAGACUCCCCCUCUCCUGACUACUUAGGAGUCAAAGGUGAUUCAGAGGUUACCAAGCUAGGCUUGCUUGACUUCUUAGAAUCAGUAGGGGAGUUUGGGAAAAUGGAGCGCUUCAGCCAGGUGAUCCAAGUGGCUCGUUGGGAUCUGGAGGGGGAGCAGCACUGGGAUGUUCUGAGGGAUAGGUUAGAUCACCUGGAUCGCUUGGAGAAAGUUAACAGGGAAGUAAAACUGGCCUACAUCGCUAGACUCCACGACAAGGGAUUUGAUCUUGGAGAUCUGGAGGAGCAAGACCUCUCAGAUGUCAUGGAUGAAAUGGGUAACAUCGACAUUUCCUGGAAGUUGUACAAAAACCGCGGGGGAAGUAUGGGAGACUCUCAGGAGUUUUCUGAUGCUGGGGUUGACCUCACUGCUCCUUCAGACUGUGAUGAUCCUCUUGUUCCAGAUUCCCUCACCCCUUCCCCUGUUGAGCCACCACCUCGACCCCCCAAACCUCCAGCGCGUCAUGCCAGCGUGAGCUCUGACCUCCACACCUACAUCAAUAUCAGCAGGGAGACCAUCUCCAUGGCUGUCUCCACCUCUCCUACAUUGUCGACUUUCUCCCCUAACUCCUCGUCCCCCACGUUCACCACUUUUAGAUGUGAGAAACCCUUACCUCCAUCUCCCCCAUCCAUUCCUCCACUCCCUGCCUCUAAACCCGUCCCUUACCUCACCCUCUAUACCACUCCUUCUCCACCUCCAUCUAUCCCCACCCCAACUCCUCCCAUCCCUCCCCCUCGGAAACGACACCUUGCCAGGAAGGAAGCACAGCGUCUUGCUGCUCUUCAAGCCGAACAGGAAAAGACCCCUCUGUCCCUCCCACCUCCUACCACACGCCCUCCACCUCUGCCUCCUCCACCUGUUAUCUCACUCUCUUCCUCAUCUCCCCCUGCCAUACCACCACCACCACCUGCCCUGCCUCCUCCCCCCUCCUUCCAUGCACUGGAUGUGGAGAUUCGGAAGCUACUGAUGCUUGCAGGAUUGACCCAAGCUGAGCUCCUCAAACUCAGCCCAGAGCUUGGCGACUGUGUAGGAGGGUUAGAGGACCAGGGCAACGGUGAUAAUCUUAUCACAUCUAGAUCUGUGGAGCUACAUGACUUCAGACUAAAAGACAGUGAGGAAGAAAAGGAAUGCGACUCCAAGUUGAUGGCCAGAGAUGGAUGGAGCAGCAGAGGCAAGUUGGAUGGAGAUCGAAGAGUAGAUGUACUCGGAGAAGCCACAGAAGGCAAAAAGAAAGAGGACGCACAAAGAACCACCUCCUUCACCGAGAUGGCAAGAAGAAGGAAGAGGAACAGUGGUCUGACUUCGGACCCUUACUACAGCACCGGUCUUAGCAAUACGCAUGAAACUAAAGGGAAGAAUAUGAGCUUUGAGACUUUCCAUUAUCCUGCCGAAUUACCGGAUUCGCCUCCCCCUCCUCCUCCUCCUCGUCCCUUACCCCCAAUCCCCCCAUCUUUGCCAACUCCCAAAGUUAGCACUCUCUCAGCUAACUCUGCACAGCCUGAGCGAUUUGAUUGGCUCAUAGCAUUCACCCCUGAUUGUGAUGCCCCACCACAGCCCCCGCCCAUUGAAAUGAGAAAAUCACACAUAGAAACCACAAAGAAGAUCAGUUCAUCAGGGUCAACUCCAGGAUCAGCCCCAAAAGUCACAACGUUCAAAGAGCUGCGUUUCCGCAACAAGAGCGCCUCCCCACCAACAAAGUUGAUCAUGGAGCCAGACCCUGACCCCACAGUCGUUACUCCAGAUCCAGAUAUACUGUACAACUUGAAGUGGAGAAGAGAGAAGACAGGCACCGAUGGCACCCAAUGGGAGUACACCUCUCAGGCUCAGGCCUUCUUCAUGCAACCGCCACCAGCCCUGACCUCAAUGGCUGCUUUGAAGGAAAUGCUCCAGAGAGCUGAUAAGGAGGGUGGACGUCCAGAGCUAUGCCCAUCACAGAAGAUUGGCUCCUCGGUCAGUGACAGCAGCCUGUGGACCAUGGGCAGAGAGUGGGAGGGUGAAGAAGUUAGGAGAGAGGAAAAGGAAGGGAAAGAAGAAGAAGAGGAGGAAGAAGAAGAGGAGGAGGUGGAGGUGAGAGGACGAGCUGAUGGAGGAAGGACUUUUGAAUCAAGAACAGCAGCUGUUCGCAGUGUGUCAUUCGCUGGAACUGUACAGAGAGGAGAGACAUCCUGGAUGGGCGAAGAUGUGAAGCAUCCAAUGAGAGGUCUUGGCCUGUCCUCUCUGUGCCUGCAGGAGAAGAAAGCUCUGGUCAGUGCGGUCAGUGUGGCAGUGGAAGCCGUCUUGGCCCAGUUCAGCUCUUCUCGGACCGUAGUUCAGAAGUCUCUCUCAGUUAACAAGGCCUUAUCAGGAGACAGCGCUAUAAAUCCAUCUCUGGGCCGUCUGGUGCUGCAGUGUCUCUGCCCCGCCCUGCACAGUUUGCUGACCGAUGGCCUAAAACCCCACCAGAGUGACCUGAUUGCAGGCAGGAGGCCAAAUUCAGCCUGGGGCCUGGUCCAGGCCUCCACCAAGCCAGGCCCUAGAACACAAGCCUUGUUCAACCUGCAAGUUCGAGUUGGAGAGCUGCCGCAGCUCAGACAGAGCAAACACAGGUUCAACGCAUUCCUCCUUGGCCUACUGAAUACCAAGCUUCUUGAUUUCUGGCUGUCUCACCUUCAGUCUUGCAGUGAUGUGUUGGAGACAUACUACCGCCCCUCCUCCUUUAUGUGUCUGUCGCUAACCGCCUGCCAACCUCUGUUUGAGGAACUGCUCCUGGUGCUGCAGCCUCUCAGCCUGCUGACCUUUAACCUCGACCUGCUCUUUCAGCACCACCACUUAGAGCAUGAUAGUCACAGUCCAGAGAUCCCCAGUCCACCUUGUCAGGAUGCAGGAUUCCAGCUGUCAACAAAGGGGUCCCAAUCUAAGAACGCAGGCUGCAGAUAUAUCGAAAGCCUCUCAGAAGUAGACUUUGGAAGUCCAGAACAUCAGGCAGAUAAAGAUGGUGCAAACUCGUCACCAUUGGCUAAUCCAAAGAAUGGAGGUUCAGGGGGGUCAACAAAUAGCAAUGCUGCACCCAUAAAGGCUUCGGUCAGCCUCGGGCAGACAAGUCCACAGCUGUUGUGGGUGCAGGAGAAGGAAAUUGGGGAAUUACCUCCUCCAAGCAUCGAGGAGGACAGCCUUGCUCAGCAGGCUGGACAGGUUAUCCAGCAGGGAUGGGGGGCUGUGAUGCGCUGGGGAGGCAGACUGAGCCAGAAUCUGGCUGAGCUGAGCCUGUCUGCAGGGAAAAGGGAGGAGAUGAAGAUGGAUCUGCCGGAUCUCCCGGUCCAGGCAGGGAGUGACUUCGCUCCGGUCAGCAGUGGCACUCAGGUUCCUUGGGGUCUGGGGCGUCUCUUUGGUGCCUCUAAAAGCCCCAACAGCCCAACAGGUCACACACCACCAUCCAGGCGUCCCUCUCAGUGGUUGGCUCCUGGUGUCACAGCGCUGACCCGAAUGGUGAGCAGCAGCUCCACCCCGAUGGUAAGGAGGGCUGCGGAGGCCCAAGGAGAAAGUGAGCCAGAGUCAGAGAGAGAGGUUGACACACUGGAGAUGAAGGACAAACCCAGACCACUCAGGUCAGUAAGAACGCUGUGUGACCACACUGGAACAGGUUCGGAGCUCAGCUUCUGCAAGGGGGAGGAACUCGUAAUCUUAGGAGGCGUUGAUCAAGACUGGAUCCGCUGUCGUCAGGGAGAUAAAGAGGGGCUGGUACCUAUUGGCUACACCUCGCUCAUCAUGUGACUCCGGCACCAUAACUGCUGCACUCAAUCAAUGAAAAAUAAAAAAAUAUAUUUUAGGCGAAUAUUGAGAGGUUAUGGUGAGGCUACACUACUCUGAAAGGGAUAUUUCACGCUGUCGUGGUUCUAGUUUGAUUUGAGUGCAUUAACACCAUCUGCUCUGCUUUACGUGCAUCAGCAGCAGCCUGCAGUCCCCUCUCCCUUUACGAACAUAUGGGAGAUUUUUCCCAUCGCAAUCCAUUCAGUUUGGUAGCAUUAAACUAAUGGAUUUUAGCAGCAGGAAUGCAGCAGAUGGUGUGAAAUAAUGACUCAAGUCAAAUUUAGACCAUUUCAUACUGGAAGAACUUUGAUCUUGGAGUUAAGUAUCCCUUUAAAUGUCCUUUCUUCAGUGUCUGCCUUCCCUUCCUUGUCAGCCGCUGAUCUGAAAAUGAUCACAGGGGAAAUUCUGUGGGAUCAACCGCUAGCAGAUCUAAGUGCAUACAGAUCAGCGGCUGCCAGCUGUGAGGAGGCGACAGUCGACAGCCUGGCGGUAGCCACGUUAAUAUCUCCAGCCAUCAGCAGUAGAGAGUCGUGACUCACAGGUUUGCCGAGUGGAGAAAGCAUGCUAGAGUACUGGGCCGUAGCUCCUGUUGCAUACUGCGUAGUAAUGUAGUGAAUUGUAGCUGUGUAGAUCUGUGUUCUAUUGACCUUUCACCCCUAUUGACCUCUCACCUUUAUCGCCUGGUUCAUGUGUGUUUGACAUGUUUCUGCUAUAUUUGACUGUAUAAAUAUACAUAAAUAUAUAUAUAUAUAGGUAUAUAAAUUGAGAUUGAUAUUAAAAAUAGAUAGAAAGAUAGGUGAACAAGAGAAAGCAGGUAGUGAGACAAGCAGCAGCUUAAUACUGUGGCCGCAGUGAGGAUGUGGAUUAAAAUUGAGUGGAUUACUUCUUUAUCUUUACAUCUGCAACUUUACACACACAUUAAGUGGUUGUCAUACAUGCAAAAAGAAAGGUGUAUGUGUUUGUUUUAAGUAUGAAAUCCAGUAUCUUCCCUCUUGUGUGCUUCAUGUAUUGCCAUUGUCUUGAGAUCAUAUUCAUAAAAAUGAUAAGAUUUAGCCUCAUACCUUUUAAACACUGUAUGCAUUGUAAUGUGCCAUGAAUGCUUCGAGUGAAUGCCAGAAAAUAUCUUAUCUAUCCCACACAGUUAUAGAAGAUAACCUACCCAGAUCGCAAACCCAGACAACAGCAAUCUGUAGCUAAUCUUUCUACUUGUCCCAAAAACCUCACAGGCCAACAUGGGUUGGACUUAACGCCUCACAAAACUAUGCUCAGCUCUUGUUCAACACUAUCUGAACUCCAAUUUAAUGCAGUAAGAGAAACCCUGAUGUAUGUAGUUCAUAACGGCUACUGUAAAGUUUGUAGGUUUGGUGGCUGGUCUUCACCUCGUACCUCAGCUUUUGUAUUUAUCUUAACCCUUCCUGCCAUGUUUGCUCAUCAUAAUCAUUGGUAUUAAUGACAGUGGUAGUAGAAGUGGUAGUGGUGGAAGUUAUAUGUUGAUUCUAAUGUUAAUCAUAUAAAAUACUUUGCUUUGCAGUUAUUAGUUCUUCUCUAGAUUCUGUGUCGAUGACUAUGCACAUGAGUAAAUGUGCAACUUAAAAGCCUUUUUGUCUUUUUGUGCAAAAUGACACCUAAAGCCUGUUAAAAUAAUAGGAGGCUUAAAUAGUUAAAGUAAAAUUAAAAGCGCCUGAUUUUAACUUGUCAUGAAAGGCUAACACUAAUUCAGCAGGAAAGUUUCAUUGUUGAGUAUUGCUAUCGAUCAGUCAGGGAAAGCUCAGUUCUUCAAGGUUUGCUUAUGUUAUUGUGUCAAUGCCAUGUAGCAUUACUGUCACUAUGGCAACAGUAGCAUUAAGUUAGACCAGUGCUCAUAACUUACCAAUGAACACAAUAAAAUUGCAUCUUCAUUGCCAUUAAAUGGAUGAUAAAUAGAUUUUUGCAAGAAAAUUGUUAAAAGAUAAAAUCUCAGCUGACACAUUUAAUUGUGUAUAAUGUUUUUUUGUUUGUUUGUUUUUUUUUUAUUCGUGCAUUUAUCCAAAUGUGAGAUAAUGGUCAAAAUGCAUUUGUUUAAAAGCUGUUAAUUUAUUGGAUGUACUAUUUAUUGAUCUUGAGGUUUCUGAAAGGAAUCACUAUCUAUCUAUCUGGGUUCUUUAUGUGUGUGAAGGAGAGAGAUAGCGUGCGUGUGUGUGUGUGUGCGCACAUGACGGUGUACGUGGCAGGGAAAGCAGCGAUGAGUGUGAGCACAUCUGUGUGUCUGCACAUCCUGCACUUUCACUUGAAUGUGUGUGUAAGUGUAACGAUGAGUUCUGUACCUCCCUCUCCUCCUCCUCCUCCCUUUCUCUCUGGUGUCAUGUAGCCUGUAGACCUCCCCUGUGUCCUACUAUUGCAUAUAGUUCAGUGCCCCUCUAGUGUCAGUCACUGUCCACCUCCUGCAUGUGCUUGUUUGUAAAUACACCAAAUAAAAAUGAUCAAUAUAAACCAAA